Haplochromis burtoni (Burton's mouthbrooder) is the source of this 2372-nucleotide messenger RNA. RefSeq names its product G protein-coupled receptor 174 (gene gpr174). Gene Ontology annotation, cellular component: membrane. Gene Ontology annotation, biological process: phospholipase C-activating G protein-coupled receptor signaling pathway; positive regulation of Rho protein signal transduction. The record is from RefSeq and is a predicted model, not a curated record. Bases 1086 to 2186 code for a protein of 366 amino acids. Lineage: Eukaryota; Metazoa; Chordata; Actinopteri; Cichliformes; Cichlidae. The transcript has 4 exons. Gene Ontology annotation, molecular function: G protein-coupled receptor activity.
GAAGGCAGUUGGCAGCAGUUACAGCAGCUCUGAAACCAGUAACUGUCAGGCGCCCCCCCACCCACCCAUCUGUACAGGCCAAGCCUGAGCCAACUCUGAGUCUGCAUCAGCCCCCAGACGCACAAAUGCAGCCCACCUAAGGAAAUCUACCAAGAAUGAAUCAUCCACCAAAAUGCACCUGCCUCUUGUUUCUCUGUUCUCACACGCAUCAAAGUGUAGCGUUUGCUUUCUGACAGUGUCACAUUGUAACUUGUGAAAGUUUGCAUCGUGGCUUUGGUGUAAAUAUUUCUUUUUGAUUGAUUUUUUUUGAUGUCCUGUCAAUAAAACAAAAAAAGUGCGUGUUGACGUGUUGACUUUGUCCACAAGGAAAUGGCAACUAAGAGUGUAAUAGCAGAAGUGUCAAAAGAAAAUUCUUGUAAACCACACCCCUACGCUCACAGGAAGCCCUCUGUGUGUGUGUCUGUGUGUGUGUGUGCGCGCGCUAAAAUCCCCAGAACAGCAGACACACAGACGGGCGACACACAUGCAACGAGUGAUAGAUAAGAAAUCAAAACAGGAAAGAGUACGAGUGAAGACAAAAGUUAAUGGAUAUGAAAGAUAGAUAGAGAGGUAGAAUGAAAGAGAGAGGCAGAGAGAGAGAAAGAGGCGGGACGCUGAAAUUAAAGAGUGUUAGAGGAGGAGAAAGGAGGAUGGAGUUUUUUAUCUGACGCCUCGGUCUUAUCAGCUUUUCGUUUCUCCAGCAUCUUUAAAGACAGAGGGAACACACACGUGGAGGGACCCCGAUGCUCACCGGCAGCGUUUUUGGUUCUGUAACACGAGGUCAGAUCUUCAGAAAGCUGCUUACAUGCCAGCAGCCCACAGACGGAGGUGAAUCACAGCAGAUGAGAUUAUGUGUUUCCACUGGCAAGACCUGAUGAAAACUACUGAGUCCUAAGACCACCAGACUCUUUGGGGAUCACAGAGAAGCCUGGAGGACACAUCAGUGCUGGACAAAAACUUAAAACAAAAGACAUUCUUUCUCUGUCUGACAUGCCGCAGAGAGUACCAGCUGCACGGGCUGCAGCAUGAUGUAACCAGCGGCAUGGAUGCUCAAACCAACCCGUCACCGGACUACAAGCAGCUCUGCUGAUACAAGCUUCCUGCUGGUUUGCAAGGCAGCUCAUCUUAACACUGACAUGAAUGUCAGUUCUCCUAAUAUGAACUGCUCCAAUACCAGUGAGAUAAUAGACUACCAGCACCAUUUGUAUGCCGUGGUGUACAGUGUGAUCUUAGCACCGGGCCUGCUGGGUAACGUGCUGGCGCUGUGGGUGUUCAGGGCCUACAUCAGAGAGACCAAGAAGGCCGUGGUGUUCAUGAUGAACCUGGCUGUGGCCGACCUACUGCAGGUGCUCUCUCUGCCUCUGCGGAUCUACUACUACCUGAAUAACUCCUGGCCCUUUGGGUAUUUCUUCUGCAUGUUCUGCUUCUAUCUCAAGUACGUCAACAUGUAUGCCUCCAUCUACUUCCUGGUUUUCGUCAGCAUACGUCGCUGUGAGCUCAUCAUGCGUCCGCUGUUGUACAACUCGGGUCGACAAAAAGGAGACGUGUUAAUAUGUGGGAUCAUCUGGCUGAUCAUCUGUACCGUCUGCCUUGGAUUCCCUCUGCUCAGACACGAUCCUUCCUUGCCCGAAAGGAACGACACAAAUAAGUGUUUCACGGAGCUGCCUCUGCGGAAGGAUAUCGGUUCUUCGGCAAUGUGGGCCCUCUUGAUUUUACUAGAGCUGUUCGGCUUCUUCGUCCCUCUCGUUUUGGUGCUAGGCUGCACGUGCAUGACUAUUUGGAGCCUUCGGGAAAAUACAGCAAAUGCUAUUUCUGACAGAGGGGAGAAAAAGAGAGCGCUGAGGAUGAUACUAAGCUGUGCUGUAGUCUUCUUAGUGUGCUUUGUACCUUACCACGCCACGAUGCCUCUCGACCUUAUGGUCAAAGCUAAGAAAGUUACCAGCUGUGACUUUCAGAAACUGGUUCUUCGAAGUCACCCAGUCACACUCUGCCUGGCCAGCCUGAACUGCAGCCUGGACCCUAUCAUGUACUAUUUCACUACUGAUGAAUUCUGGAGGCGACUGAGCAAGCCAGAGAUACCGGAGAGCAUACAUCUCAGCCGGCGUCUGUCCUGUAUAACCGGAGAACAGGACGAAGAGGAGGACUAAACUUCUGGUGGCGACAGCCUCCCCGCAACCACUAACUGAGACUGAAGACUAUGCAAACUUCAACUUCCUGCAAACUAUGGAAAUAACAUUUAUGCUGAAACGGGAAUGUGAAAAUAUGGAAGUAGAGUUUUAAAAUGUUAUUUUUUUAAACCUAUUUAUUUCUCAAUAAAUGUUUUUUUCCCCCUU